AUGCCCAGGGCGAUACAGCUGGAACCUGGUCAGCCAGGCCCAGACUGGCGCCGAUGGUGCGGCGGCUGGUUAUACGACCCGAUGGUCCGGGUGGAUGGGAGAUUGAUAAAGACGUCAACUUUGCACAAACGCCAGUUAAGGGAACGACGAAACGCGCAGUUAUUGCGAGAGAGUGAGCAGCGUUGGGGCUUGGGACUUUCACGCGAAAAGGAUGCCUCGGUAGAGCAAACCAAUAUACGAGAGGAUCAAGCUCCAGGCAGUGACAGCAACAGCGCCAUCGAUGUCGAAUGCAAUGGCCGUACGUCCAGUGACCAACCACAAGCACCGCAGCAGGCUCAAACCAGCAUCGAUGACACUGCAGAACGCCUCGUCGAUCAAUCAAACCCCAGUCUCACCACCGCCACAUCCACCACCACCACCAAAGCCAGUCUCCAUCACAGCGCGUUGAACGCCCUCCUCACCAAAGAGCUCAUCCAUCGCGCCCGUCAGCGGCAGCACCCCAAAACACUCUGCCCCUCCGAAGUCGCGCGCAAGAUCAACCUCAGUUUCCCAACAGUCUUACUCGCCGACCCUGAGCCUGAAUCUUCGUCUACUCAAUCUGCUCACGAUAGCAGAAGCCGCAAUAUCGCUGUCGGCAAUGAUGAGCAAGCAGGGCACGACGGUCACGCCGAUGUCCUGGACGUGCUAAAAUCGUGGCGCGACCUAAUGCCGCUUCUCCGGCAGUUUUGCGUUGAGCUGCACAACAAGCCUGACGCCGAUAGCGAAACUGGUAGGGGAAAAGAAAACAUGAUCGAGAUCCUCCAGAAAGGCGAGGUACUCCCUCGGCCGAUACUGCUAGAGAACAUCCGCGGGCCGAUUCGCGCACGUCUGCGUCGUCGCGCUGAGGCGUGA
Molecule: messenger RNA, 891 nt
Organism: Cyphellophora attinorum
Lineage: Eukaryota; Fungi; Ascomycota; Eurotiomycetes; Chaetothyriales; Cyphellophoraceae
Exons: 1
Coding region: 1-891 (296 amino acids)
Source: RefSeq, a predicted model, not a curated record